AUGGAUUCUAAAAGCAAAACAAUUGUUUACGAGUUUCUUGCAAAAAGGCCGGAUAUCUGCCAAAACCUCCGACUCCAUCUCCAGGAGCAGCAAAGCCGCGAUGGAGCUUCUGAGCGGGUGGUGGACGUUGCCAGAACACUCGAGGUUCUCCAGGAUGUGGGAGUGCUCUCAGAAGUCCAGAACCAGCUUGCUGCAUAUAUGCACUCGGAGCAGCAUCCCGUUCCACCGAAGCCUUCUGGGCAAUCAACAGAAAUGCUGAGGGAGCAAGGUGGCUCGGAAAUGGAUAUCCGUCAGGAGCAGGAGGAGACUGGUGCUGCUAUUCCUUCCGCUCUACGAUGUGACACCGGAAUCGCAGUAGCGGCUUCUUCACCUGCAUGGGCUGAUGAAGACCAGCCCAGCUGCAUACCUGACAUCGCUGACACCGGCACCCUUCCCUAUCUCCUUUGCCGCUUCUGCGAUGGGCACGGCUUCGCCGAAUAUGAAGAUCAAGCUCAACGCGCUCACUCAUUCUUUGUGGUGCACGUAUCGUUCGGAAACCAGCGAUUCCGAAGUCGGCCUGUAGAGGUUCACAGACCGGUGAAGCUACAUGGAAUAGGCGCCAAAGAGGGACUGCCUAUUGGAGAACUAGAAUUGGAAAUACAGCUGCUGCCUCGCAGAGAAGAAGCGCAACUGAGCCUCGCGGCAGUGGAAUCCCAGCUCCGUCACAGCGACGAUGACAAGCACAACGCCUUACGACAGGCCAUGUCCGUCGCGGAGAGUUGGUGGAAUGCAUACAAGCAGAUGCACCAUCAUUUUAGACACAGAUUAGUCAAGAUUUUCGCAAAAACCGAAUUUGGAGAGCAUCUCCCAGUAAACUCGUUUGUGUGCCCCCUGUCGCCCAGGGUUGAGAACUGCUCAUCCUACGCUCUCGACAGCCCGUUCCACUGUGCCCGCUUCGUGGCGACAAUUGAGACUGAGACGCGUGGGAGUACGAACGGGGCGUUGACCGACUGUGGCAGUGGCGUCUGGAGUAGUUGGCAUGCCCUUUUUGCUCGAGGAGCUGGCACUGUCGAGGACCAUGCCACCCUUCUCUGCUCGUUGCUCCUCGGUUUCUCUAUGGAUGCCUGGGUCGCAGUAGGCCUUUUGGCAGAGGACUUGCCGUACUGCUGGGUGAUCACGAGGGACCGUUGCGGCGACCCGAAAGUCGCAACCUUCUGGGAUGCUUGUACAGGCCAACGGCUGGCUUCGUACGAUCCCGCCAUCGCCGUUCGAUUUGCCUCGGUUCACUGUGUGUUCAACCAUACAGCAUUCUACGCAUGCUGCUCGGUCAUUUACUCUUCCGAUAAACUCCAUUACCACUUUGAAGGAGACGAGUCGAUGUGGUGGAAAAUGCCCGAGGCGGUCUUCAACUCACCUCACCUAAAGAUGGAAGACAAUCUCAGACAUAUGAUCGAGAACUACCGUCGGUCCAAACUCGAAGGAAUGGAAACGCAGUGGGACGAUGUCAUGUCCACAGUUUUGUCACUUGCACUGAGCAACUAUGAGACUGAGCGUACAAUUGGCGUAACGUUCGGCGACAGGCCGUUCCGCGACAUCAUCAAAGGCUUGUGCCAAACAUACACUUUUAAGGCCUGUCCACUACAUUUCACCACCGGCGAAGUGUCAGCCUACUUUGGCGCCCUCCUGAAUCACCCUGUUGGGCGCCACAUUCUCGAGUUGCCUUUGGGACCAGUGAAAAGUGUUUACGGGUUGCGGUGCAAAAUAUUCAAGCUUCCAGAAGACCAAAUCUCCGUGUGGGUUAUCUUGGCUGUUCGUCACUACCCAAGCUGCUAG
Molecule: messenger RNA, 1812 nt
Organism: Besnoitia besnoiti
Lineage: Eukaryota; Apicomplexa; Conoidasida; Eucoccidiorida; Sarcocystidae
Exons: 9
Coding region: 1-1812 (603 amino acids)
Source: RefSeq, a predicted model, not a curated record